AGGAGCACUGGUAGGGGGUUUUCAUUGCGCGUGCGCACGAACGCUGUUUCUCUUUCUCUAAAAUCCAACAUGUCGAAGAGAGGACGUGGAGGUACGUCCGGUGGGAAAUUCCGCAUCGCCCUAGGUCUGCCAGUUGGUGCAGUAAUCAACUGUGCUGACAACACUGGUGGCAAAAAUCUCUACAUCAUUGCCGUUAAGGGUAUCAAAGGACGUCUGAACCGUCUGCCUGCAGCAGCCUCCGGUGACAUGGUCUUAGCCACAGUAAAGAAAGGAAAGCCAGAGCUCCGUAAAAAGGUGAUGCCAGCUGUGGUUAUCCGGCAACGGAAAGCUUACCGAAGAAAGAAUGGGGUAUUCUUAUAUUUUGAAGAUAAUGCUGGGGUGAUAGUAAAUGUCAAAGGAGAAAUGAAAGGUUCUGCCAUCACUGGCCCUGUAGCUAAGGAGUGUGCCGAUCUGUGGCCGAGGAUUGCCUCAAACGCUGGCAGCAUUCAGUGAUGUAACGCUGUACAGACCCCUCAAUAAAAGACAUUCAAUACUA
Nematostella vectensis (starlet sea anemone) is the source of this 535-nucleotide messenger RNA. RefSeq names its product 60S ribosomal protein L23. Gene Ontology annotation, biological process: translation. Lineage: Eukaryota; Metazoa; Cnidaria; Anthozoa; Actiniaria; Edwardsiidae. The record is from RefSeq and is a predicted model, not a curated record. Bases 70 to 492 code for a protein of 140 amino acids. Gene Ontology annotation, molecular function: large ribosomal subunit rRNA binding; structural constituent of ribosome. The transcript has 5 exons. Gene Ontology annotation, cellular component: ribosome; cytosolic large ribosomal subunit.